This is a messenger RNA of Dendrobium catenatum, 1061 nucleotides long. RefSeq lists its product as uncharacterized. The transcript has 2 exons. The record is from RefSeq and is a predicted model, not a curated record. The coding region runs from base 101 to 838 and encodes 245 amino acids. Lineage: Eukaryota; Viridiplantae; Streptophyta; Magnoliopsida; Asparagales; Orchidaceae.
UCAUCUUUUCUCAUAAUAGGCCAAAAAAACUCACAUGUCUCCUCCUGUAUGAUCCAAACUAGAAGUGCAGAGCCUCGUCAAGCUCUCAGACACUUAUCUCAUGCACAACUUCAUCAUGGAGCUCAAGCUUCUCAUCUUCCUCACACUCUUCUCUGCGUUCCUCUUUACAAAUUCUCUCUCUCUGAAAACUACUCCAAAAUCAGCAAAGCUCAGGACUAACAUCACUAUCAUCGGCUCUGUCUUCUGUGAUGCCUGCUCUGAGAACACCUUCUCCAAGCAUAGCUACUUCUUGCAAGUAGGUGUUCAAGUGCUCGUCCAAUGCAAGUUUGCAGUAAACUCCAAAUCGACCGAUGAGAUAUCAGUCACUGCAGAGAGAACAACUGAUAGUUUUGGUGUUUACAAGCUUGACAUUCCACCAGUAGAAGGAUUUCAGUGCAAACGGGGGCUUGAGAUCAAAUCGUUCUGCCGAGCUAGUUUGAUUCAGAGCUCAUCUUCCUCAUGUAGCAUACCAGGAACACAGAGCUCCACAGCUCAUGUGGCAAUGAAAUCCAAAGCAAGAGAUAUUUGCAUUCUUAAUCUCAACACACUUAACUUCCACCCUGCAAAGAGGGACAAUACUCUUUGUGGUGCUGAGAAGGGAAGAACGCCAGCAAACUUGGGGAGUUCCCUUUGUUUCUGGCCAUUCUUUACACCAUUUGGGCUUCCAUGGCCGAAUCUUACUUGGCCUGACCCAGCAUCUUUACCUUUCACCAUCCCUUCUUGGAUUCUUCCAUUGUUAAAGCCGCCAUAUCUUCCAUUUCCGUUCUCUUUUUCACCAACUUCACCAUCUGCACCAUGAUUUAAACUUUUCAACCUGAGUUCUUAUCCUUCCUUUCUUAUGCUGGGUUGAAUAUCUUUUCCUCCUCCCUAUCCUAACUGUAAGAUUUUUUUUUCUUGUGAUUUCAGUUGUGUUUUGUUAUUGUGCUUGUUUGGACAAUGUUGCUCUUUGUUAUAAAUGAUAUUUGCUACGUUGUUUGUAUUAAUGGAAAAUUGUUUGUUUCGGAAUGCUGCAGUGUCAUGGA